UAGCACAUUGUAUUUUUAACCUAGGCGCAUCAAUACAGUCCUAGGGUAGACCAGGUUUUGUGACCAAGGCGAAGUUACUGUCCACGCUUGUGUGGAAGCCAGGACAUGGUGGUUCAUAGCUAAGGCUGAAGCUGUUUUGGAUCAACAAAACGCCGGGACAUGACUUCCAUUAAAUCUGGAUUUUACGCCAUGUUGAGUUAUAACGGAUGUGAAAUUUUGCAGAAGGAUUCUUUGUGAUGACAUGUGGACUAGACAUUUGGAACUAUGAUAUGUUGUGGGACGAACAGCCCCAUGCUGGCGUUUCACGACAAAAUGACCAGUUCUGCCAUCUUGGAGCUCAGUCUAGAGCAAGCAGAUCUUGUCUACUAUUCCGGUGACCGCAUCAGAGGGGCUUUGAUAGUACACGUAGCAGCCCCGGUGACCAUUGCAGGCGUGGAGCUUCGUUUCCGAGGGUCGGCUCGAGCGAAAUGGAGAGAGAUUGGCUGGAAGACGGAGACAGAACAUGAAAAGGAAGAAAUUUACUUCGACGACAGGUUCUGCCUCUGGGGGAAGGUUACAGCUGAUGGGCGCUGGGAGAGCAGAGAGGUACUCAACAGAGGGAGGCACUUGUUUCCGUUCCAGUACAAGCUACCCGACGGUAUUCCCUGUUCCUUCGAGGCCCCAGAAGCCAGCAUACGAUACAUAGUUCACGGCGCCCUGGUCAGAGUGGCAGGCACUAACAUCACAACUAAAAAAAUUGUGACAGUACUUCGGGACUUGGACAGUAAGAGAGACAAUGAAAGAAAGUCGCCAUCAUCCCGUCAUGUCCUUGAGGACCAUGCAGAGAGGACAUUUAGCACCAGCUGCUGCCGUCCGUCUCGCGUGUCUUGCUCACUCUGUGUGCUCAAACGAUCCUAUGUGCCUGGAGAGACCAUCCAUGCAGAUGUGCAGAUCCACAACAUGACCAUGCGAAAGUCGGGACCCUGUAAGCUACAGCUGAAGCAGCUUGUUACUUAUGGGGAACAUCAUUGUGUUCCCAUCAUUUUACAAGAGUUAGAAUUUCAUGAAAGUGCCAGACAAGGUCAAAGGCGGCAAUGGAAAAAUCUUAGCCUUACAGUACCAGCAACCUGUCCAUCUAAACUGAGUAAAUGUCGAGUCAUUGAUCUGCGUUACUGUGUAGCUCUUGACUGUGACUUUGGAGAAUCAAAUUUAUAUGCUGCUGUGCCUAUAACAAUAGCAACAUUGCCAGAGAGAGGAAUUAUUCCAGUCAGGUGGUCUUACCAAGAAUGCUCACUAGAUUUCGGUGAAGAUGAAGUCAAGUAUUCUUCCAGUGAUGAUGGGUUCAAACCUAAGUACAAAUACUAUGAGGAGCUUCGUGACAUUCGCAAAGAUAAAUACUUUGUACUUAAAUUACGUCAAAGUCCAGGUGCCAAAAGGCGAUUGAUGAUCAAUGAAGGUGAAAGUAGAACAGAUUCAGACGCCAUGAAUGAAUCAAAAGCUUAGCUCCAUUAAAAAUGUAUUUCAUCAUAGAGUAGAUUCUGUGCAAGAAAAAAAGUUGUUGUGUCAAAAUAUUAGCAUUGUCAUUUUAAAUAUUCAUAAUGUUUCAAUUUGUAUUUCCCAUCUAAUAGCACUGAUAUAAUAAUUCAAAUAUGCUCAAAUAAAAGUAUGCUUCAUUUUCUAAAUGUACCCACAAUCAUCUGAUCUACUUUUCAAAUAAUAUGGAAAUGAAAAUAAUUUUUAAAAUGUUAUGAGUUUCAAUUUAAUCUUUGGCAUAGAUGUUUGGUAGUGUUCCUUGAAUCUUUUUACUUAGUCAUCUUGCCAGAGCUUUCUUUGAUGGCUACUUUGGAGAAUAGUUGGCAGGUAUUCUUUUAACUAUUCCCUCCAACACACAUCAAGUUUGUGAAGAUACUUCAUAACUCAUCUCUAAGCAGAGGCAGCCUUAACAGUUUGCAGGAUCCUGGGUGAGUGUCAUGUCAUGGCCACAAAUAUUUUUAUGAUAUACUGACGAUGACAGAAGAUUCUCUUUAUGGCAGGGGCCCCUUAAGGUAUGAAGCUUGGGUGGCUACCCAGCUGGCAACCCCCUAAAGGCCACCUUAGCUCUAAGUAAGCCAUUUAGUAAAGAACUUAUUUUUUGAGGCAGUUUAAUUUGUAUACAUUAUUACUUAUUUUGAGAUAGCAUCAUAAGAGACACCUUCUAUUUCAAGUUUUAGCUUUUCAUUUAUGAAUUUUAAAUUAAAAUUUGAAAUCAUUCUUAAAAUUAUAUUUCUUGAAUUCCUUUAAUGUAAAAUUACACAACAAAAAAUAAUUAAAAAUCCCAAUAUAUGAUACAGUACUCAAAAUAAUAUGGGUUCCAAUGAAGGAGUUUUCACUCCAUUGCAGUAUGAUUUUUAUAUGUUCUGUAUUUAACAUGUCUGAUAAAAUGUAAAAAAUGUAGACUAAAAAUGAAUCUUGUGUAUACUGUCACAUGUUUGUCUCUAUAAAAGCUCCUUAUAAUUUCUUCUCAUGUAUAUUCAUUGUGUGCAGCUCUAACAGAUGCACUAAAUGUCAUGUGCAUUCAUCUUCAUGAGAUUGGCAGCAUUACUCUCUUGUCUAAUUCAGUCUAUCCAGUUCAUAGCCCUGGUUCAAAUAUCAUUUCAUUUGACACCCUGUUAGUUGUACUUGAUCUACCUAUAGUUUAAGUUUGUGUAAAUGACAAAAAUAUGUGUCUAUUUUAAUUGAGUGUACACAGAGAUUCUUGGAAUAAUUUUGUUUUAGAAUGUCUUUCAAUUGUAAGAAUUUCAGCAAAUAUUCCUUGUGGGUGUUCAGUUUAGUGACAUCAAUGCUAUUUCUUAAUCACGUCUACAAAAUAAAGCUUGUGAGUCUAUUCUUGAAACUUCUUAGCAUUUAGAUCUACAUGGUUAUUUAACACAAAUAUUUAAAAUGAUGUGCAAGUUUUGCUUAGCUUUAAGUAAGUAAUUAACUUGAAAUAAACUUAAAAUUAUAUUUAAGUUCAACAUAGAUUACUUUUUAUUAAAAGUGUAAUUGUAAUAAAAAUAAUUGAGUAUUAAACAAAAGGUAGGAAACUAAUACAAUUAUGACAUAAUAAAUGAAUAAAUUGUAUAGAAAAGGUAUACUGGACACCAGCACAGACAGAGGAGGUCAAAAAAGAGGACAUAGCCUUAAAAAGGAGGAAAACAAAAUGACAAAGUAAACUUUAAAAGCUAUGCUCAGGUCAGUAAAUCAUGGGCUGUUCAAAUAGUUUUUAGAUCAUAAUUUCUCAAACUAAGUGAAUAUUUUUUUCCAUUAAUUCAUCAUUCAUGCAUAGUUGUUGAAUUCCAUUCACAAGAUUUUCAUCAGAUUGCAUUUUGUGAAAAAAAAAUGCCUCUCUCUGAAUCAACGGAGAUCCUAUUUCUCUCUUUUGUCAGCUGUAACUGCUUUAAUCAGCAAAAGAUGACUUGUAAGUUUCAGACAUUCCUUCAGAAAUUAUGAAAUGGAAUGACCUCAUCCCAAUUUACAGUCAGAACCUUCUCAUUGACAAUUAUAAGCACAUACUAAACAUGAAUGCCUUGCUGACUAUAGCAGUAUCCCCAGGAAUUAAAUAAAUAUAACAUAUCUUCAAGGACUUUGGGUAAAACAUUUCUUUUGAAUAAUCUUGAAGUAAUGAGUAUCUAUUAUGAAGAAGAUUAUUAAAAACUUGUCAUCUUUCUGUUUUCAAUAAUUGAGUAUUUAAUCACAAGAUAGGCUUUUAGAAGUUGUAGUAAACAGUAGAGUAGCCAGACGUUUUCAAAUUGUAGGCCAAUGCCUGCUGGACAUGGUCAUGGUCCCAAAAAAGAGGAGAACCUGCUUUUGCUGGAUGUCUGGUAACAAUUUUAAUGAAAUAGAUUUCUGCCAGUAUUUCAGAUCAAUCCCCCCCUCCCUACCCC
Messenger RNA from Biomphalaria glabrata, 3881 nucleotides. RefSeq names its product arrestin domain-containing protein 17-like. Lineage: Eukaryota; Metazoa; Mollusca; Gastropoda; Planorbidae. Gene Ontology annotation, biological process: protein transport. The transcript is spliced from 9 exons. Bases 265 to 1482 code for a protein of 405 amino acids. The record is from RefSeq and is a predicted model, not a curated record. Gene Ontology annotation, cellular component: cytoplasm.